AUGGCACCCGCAAUUGAUCCCCCGCAGACCGUCGAAUGGAGGGGUAAGCAGGUCCCGGUCUGGCCUAUGCAGACCAUUGACUACGGACUGCUCCUUUCCCAGGAUCCCGCCGAGGUGGACAAGUGCCUCAACGCCUGCCUUGAGGAUGGCUACUUCUACCUCGACCUCAACAACAUUGAUGGCCGACGCAUGCUUGCUGACCGUGAGGAGACUCUCAAGCUCAUGCACCGAUUCUUCGAGGCCCCCAUCGAGCAGAAGAACGAGUAUGGCUUGAUCUCUUCCCAUCUCGGCUACGAGCCCGUGGGUAGCCGUACGGGCGCCUUUGGUGCUGGCACCAAAGAUGGAUAUGAGAUGUUGAAAGUCUCUCGCGACGAAAUCCAAAGGGGAAGCCCCAAGGUUCCGUCGCCAAUCAAGAACAAUGGUGACUUGCAAAUUUUGGAAAACACCAUCGGCAGCUGCAACACCGUCACCAAGGUUAUUCUGUCGGCCCUCUCCACUGGCAUGAACCUGACCGGAGCUGCUCGUUUUGAAAACCACCACAGGAAUGACCGCCCCUCCACUACCACCCUUUCCAUGAUGCACUACCUUCCCUCGGAAGUGACUGGCGAGAAAGACACGGGCCACCAGAAGCACACCGACAUUAGUUCUCUGACCCUUCUCUUCAGCGAGCAGUGGGGACUCCAGAUCCGCCCACCGGGGACCUGCGGUGCCCGUGAGAUGGGAUUCGUUGCCCCCAAGAAGGGCUGCGCUUUCGUCCAUGUUGGCGACUCCCUCCGCUUCGCCAGUGGCAUGAAGAUGCAGUCUUGCAUUCACCGCGUCGUUCCCUUCGACCCCACGGAGCACCGUUAUUCUAUUGCUUACUUCCUCCGCGCUGAGGAUGACACCAUGUUCAUGGAUAGCGAGGGCAGGUACAUUACUGCCGGACAGUGGCACGAUGAGAAGUUCAAGGCUUUCACCGAUCCAUGGCAGUGGCAGGCUAUGGCACCUAAGUCGAUGAUCUUGGGUGGCAUGAAGGAAGAUGGUGCCGAUGACCCGGUGGAGGAGAAGGCUCAGCCUGAGUCCACGCCAACGGAGAACAGGUCGUCAUCGUCUGUGAAAUUUGGUAGCUCAGGGAAUAAGCCGUGA
This is a messenger RNA of Westerdykella ornata, 1125 nucleotides long. Its product is annotated as Clavaminate synthase-like protein. The transcript is spliced from 3 exons. The coding region runs from base 1 to 1125 and encodes 374 amino acids. NCBI's taxonomy places the organism in Eukaryota, Fungi, Ascomycota, Dothideomycetes, Pleosporales, Sporormiaceae. Gene Ontology annotation, molecular function: dioxygenase activity. The record is from RefSeq and is a predicted model, not a curated record.